CAAUGGUUGAUUGAUCAUUAAGGAAUCUGUAGAGCUCCAUAUACAAAUAGAUUCUUCCAAAUUAUCGGAACCCUAUUUAUAUCCUCUGAAAAAGCUGGAAACUAAAGAAUCUAGGUCGCACGUGUUUGGAUGUUUAUGGUGGCCAAAUUGAAGGUCCCGGGAUUAACGAUUAUAACGAAUCGUUUACGUCACUACUUUCGAAAUAUGGACGCCAAAGAACUGCAGCCUCCCGCUUCGGUGCGCGGAAUGCAGGAGCUCCAAAAGGACCAAUUCCAGAAGACAGUCAAAGUACCCCGUUUACGGGUUCCCGAGUCUCAAGUGCAGCGAGUGAUGCCGCUCGUUAAGAAGUUCCUGCUGAAAAUGGAGCACCUACAUCCUGUCCGAGCUGUGGAUAAAUCUCGAGAGAUCCUACUUCAUCCAACUCCUAUUAAGGAUUGGGAAUCCCUACCGACACAGGAUCUGCAAAAGCAAGGCAUCACCGCAGAGAACUUCUGCUUUGCUGAACUUGAGUUGGGCUAUGAAAACUGGUCUGCCAAUGAGAUCCUAAAAAGCGUGCUGCCCACGGAAGAAGAGGGUCUCACCUCGUACUCCCGCAUAGGCCACAUUGCCCACCUCAAUCUCCGAGAACACCUGUUGCCGUAUAAAGAACUCAUUGGCCAAGUGCUUUGUGAUAAAUUGCCCAACUGCCGUACGGUGGUCAACAAAGCAUCCUCCAUUGAUAAUACCUACCGUAACUUCCAGCUGGAAUUAAUUUGUGGGGAUCCCGAGUACCAGGUGGAAACCAAGGAGAAUGGAGUACCGUUUGAGUUUGACUUUUCAAAGGUAUACUGGAAUCCUCGGCUCUCCACGGAGCACGAAAGGAUUGUCAAGAUGCUAAACUCAGGAGAUGUCCUCUAUGACGUAUUUGCUGGCGUGGGUCCGUUUAGUGUUCCUGCUGCCAAGAAACGUUGCCAUGUUUUGGCCAAUGACCUGAAUCCAGAGAGCUUCCACUGGCUCCAACACAAUUCCAAGAGAAAUAAGUGCUUGUCCAAUAUAAAAAUGUUUAACAAGGAUGGCAGGCAGUUUAUACUCAAAGAGCUGCGGGAGGACUUACUAAAGCGACUGUUAACCACAGAUACCUCCUCCUAUGGCAUCCAUAUAACAAUGAAUCUACCAGCAAUUGCUGUGGAGUUCUUGGAUGCAUUUCGAAGUCUUUAUAAAGCAGAGGAAAUGACUGAACUGCCGGCAAACGUCACGUUUCCCACUGUUCAUGUUUACUCCUUUGCCAAGGGCGAGAACACGAAGGGGUUGGUGCAGAAACUAGUAGAGAGCAACCUAGGAGCCAGCCUUGACCAAAACCUCCUUUCCGGAAUUAAUUUUGUGAGGAAUGUGGCCCCAAACAAGGAUAUGUACAGGGUUUCCUUUAAGCUAUCCCUUAAAUUGCUAACUACGCCAAAGGAGGCUGAAAUUUCAAGAAAGCGUUGUGCGGAGGAGGAGAGGAUGGUCACUACAAAAGUUAAAUGUGCUUGAUACAAUAGAUACAAUAAAAUUAUAACUUACAAUUAAA
Drosophila eugracilis is the source of this 1546-nucleotide messenger RNA. Its product is annotated as tRNA (guanine(37)-N1)-methyltransferase. Bases 130 to 1509 code for a protein of 459 amino acids. Lineage: Eukaryota; Metazoa; Arthropoda; Insecta; Diptera; Drosophilidae. Gene Ontology annotation, cellular component: mitochondrial matrix; cytoplasm. Gene Ontology annotation, biological process: tRNA N1-guanine methylation; mitochondrial tRNA methylation. The record is from RefSeq and is a predicted model, not a curated record. The transcript has a single exon.